This is a messenger RNA of Cydia pomonella (codling moth), 1895 nucleotides long. Its product is annotated as gastrula zinc finger protein XlCGF26.1-like. Gene Ontology annotation, biological process: regulation of transcription by RNA polymerase II. The coding region runs from base 102 to 1286 and encodes 394 amino acids. Gene Ontology annotation, cellular component: nucleus. Gene Ontology annotation, molecular function: RNA polymerase II transcription regulatory region sequence-specific DNA binding; DNA-binding transcription factor activity, RNA polymerase II-specific. The transcript has 2 exons. NCBI's taxonomy places the organism in Eukaryota, Metazoa, Arthropoda, Insecta, Lepidoptera, Tortricidae. The record is from RefSeq and is a predicted model, not a curated record.
AGCGGGCAGUCAAGUCGGAGGUGUCGGCCGCGGCGAGUGACGAGGACUGCGUGUCGGUGUGUUCGGACGGCAGCGCCGCCCGCGCCAGGGAACAGCUCGCGAUGGCUUGUUCCGUGGUGCUCGAGCGCCUCCGCGGCGACGCCACUGCGAACAGCGGAGGCAAACCAUACAGCUGCGAACUCUGUGGCGAACGUUUUAUAAAUAAGUCUAUUUUAAGGAAUCACUUACAAUAUACCCACUUAUCGUCUGGACCCAAGAGAUAUGCUUGUGAUUCUUGUAGUUUUACGUUUCAAACCAAAUUGCUUGUAAUAGAACACGAGAAAAGCGAACACGGUGUCACAAAUUUCAUGUGUGCUGAUUGUGCGUAUACAACAAGUUCCAAGAAGACUUUGGAGACUCAUUUAAAGAGUCACUCUUUGGAAAAAAACUUCAAUUGUAGUCACUGUAGUUACACAAGUUUGUGUAAAAGUGAUUUACACAAACACAAAACAAUACACUUUGCUGGAAAACCUUUUGAGUGUAGCGACUGUGAUUUCAAAUGCAGAGUUGAAUCAAAUCUGCGACGUCACAAGAAGACACACAAUCGGAGGCAACAGAGAAUACUCACUGGAAAACAGCCUAACAAAUGUAAUUAUUGCGACUACAAGUGCAGUACUAGUUCUAUUUUACAAAGACACGAAAGAAAACAUACUGGCGAGAAGCCAUUUCAUUGUAGCCACUGUGAUUACAAAUGCAGUUGGAAGUCAGACUUACAAAGACACCUGAUGAUACAUACUGGGUCGAAGCCAUUUCAGUGUAGCCACUGUGAUUACAAAUGCAGACAUAAGUCAAACUUACAACAACACCUGAUGAUACAUACUGGAGCGAAGCCAUUUCAGUGUAGCCACUGUGAUUUCAAAUGCAUUCAGAAGUCAAACUUACAAAGACACCUGAUGAUACAUACUGGGGCGAAGCCAUUUCAGUGUAGCCACUGUGAUUACAAAUGCAGAAAUAAGUCAACCUUACAACAACACCUCAUGAUACAUACUGGGGCGAAGCCAUUUCGGUGUAGCCACUGUGAUUACAAAUGCAAUCGGAAGUCACACUUACAAAGACACCUAAUGAUACAUACUGGGGCAAAGCCAUUUCAGUGUAGCCACUGUGAUUACAAAUGCAGACGGAAGUCAUACUUACAAAGACACUUGACGAUACAUACUGGGACGAAGCUAUUUAAAUGUAGCAGUUGCGUAUAUAAGACCAAUCGGAAAGGAGACUUGCUAAAACAUGAGAUGAUACAUACUGACUAAAAGCCUUUUCUUUGUACCCACUGCAACUACAGAAGUGGAUAUAAAUAUGAUUUACAAAGACAUCUUAGAACGAAACAUUCCGGUGAAAAACCCAGAAAUAGUUCCUACAGAACAUGUGUCGGGUGUGGGCUAUGUGGUGUAUGUGUCGUGGCUCCCUUGCACGAUGUGUUCCCGGUGUCGUGCCGGCGUGUGUCGUGCAGGACGAGCGAGUGGCGUGUGUAGUGGCGAGAGGCUGCUUCAGGUUGCGUCUCCACUAGAGAUGUGCGAGGAUGCGUAGCGAGGGAUGUGUUGUUUAAGAACCAAGAAUCACAUCAUUUGUUUUCCUUUCCUCGCUCAGCGUGUAGUGAUUCUAUUGGUUCUUAUAACAAACACAUCCCUCGCUACCGACCUGGACAGUAAGGCUGUGUUCCCACCAGAUUUGAGGAAACGCAUCUGGUGUCCUUACUCAACUACUAAAGAUAUAAUAUGAAAAACUAUAACCUGUUUACGGAUAAUGUGUCAACACUCAAUGCAUAUGGACUUUUUGUUAUUCUGUUAGUAGAUUUGACACAACACAAUAAAUUUUUAAAUUAAUAAAACUAACAUGAAAUAAAACGUUGGUGAUAUUAA